Messenger RNA from Somion occarium, 2531 nucleotides. NCBI's taxonomy places the organism in Eukaryota, Fungi, Basidiomycota, Agaricomycetes, Polyporales, Cerrenaceae. The record is from the annotation of a GenBank genome assembly.
GUUGUGCAACUCCUCGGGUGAACCUGGCAUCAAUGUCUGCAUGAACAGUAAAUGGUAUCAAUCGGGAAUAGAAGAUCAAUACACAGUGUUCGAAUGCCAGUCGUAUCAUUGGGGUUAUCCAGCACACGCUGGGAAGACUCCGUUUCACCUGUAUAGUCGCCUUCCGUGUCAUUCUACUUGUUGGCUCAUGCUGAUUCUGAACACUAUGUGUGUGAUUGUAUGAUUCUAAUUCUCCGAAGCUUGAGCUGGCAUUUCUGGUCUACUUGAUGGCGUAUACCAUCCGGCGUGGGAUGAUACCAACCAUUCCCCCAUGGCCAACAGGAUUCGCAAGCACUUCUACUAGUUCUCACUGACCACGACAACCUCGAACAGUCUCGUAAUUCAUUGUAAUAUAUAGGGGAACUUCGACCACUACUUUGCCUGGACUGGGCGUAAUUGGCUUCAGUUCAGAUUGAAAUGGCUGGCCGAUCAUAUUUACCUCUCGAAUGAAGAACUCAAAAUGCGGUCAUUAAUGUCAGCCUCACCAUGUGUGGCAUAUGUGCAGAGAUUCCGCCUCAGGACCUCUAGUUUCCAACUCUCCAUCACCUCAGCGAGGGACAGAAAGUACCGUCUUCGCUGCUUCCCAGACUCCAGAUGCCGCCUCUUUCACGUCUAGCUUCGAGUCCUUCUCAACCCCCGGUUCUCUGACGACUACUCCUACAAUCAAUACAGUGGCGACAUCAACAUUUGUCACAACUGUUACCAGCACGUCCGAGGCCGAACCGACACCAACUCCGAUGUCAAUGUCCAUGGCGCUGUCAGCUUCGACUAGCCCAGUUUCCAACAGCACAGAAUUUGCGCCGCCAUUCACUGCAACACCUACAGGACAGAACAAGCAAGCUUCGCCUACAGCCCCGAUUCAACGUCAAGUGAUGGCUUACUAUCCCGAUUGGGCUACAGCAGCUUUCCCUCCAGAGAAGAUUGAUUUCGACCGUUUAGACUGGAUUGACUUCGCCUUUGCUGUCCCUGACGAAAACUUUAACUUGAGCUGGGACGGAUCAAAAGACGCUCCUGCGAUCCUGAAUCGAUUGGUUACUUCUGCUCAUAGCAAAGGAAAAUAUGUGAAGCUGAGCGUUGGUGGAUGGACUGGGAGCCAAUACUUUUCGACAGCAUGCUCGAACGCUGCAAACAGGCAAAAGCUAGCAGAUAAUAUCCUCGGUUUAUACAAUCAAUAUCAUCUUGAUGGCAUUGACAUUGAUUGGGAGUACCCCGGCCAAGAGGGAAAUGAAGGCAAUAACGUUUCUCCAAACGAUUCUGCCAACUAUCUUGCAUUCCUUCAAACACUACGAAACACGCUCCCAUCUGACGCCAAGAUUACUGCAGCCACUAUGACUGUACCAUUCGCCGAUUCGGAAGGAAACCCUAUGGGUGACGUAUCCGAAUUCGCCAAAGUAUUGGAUUGGAUCUUAUUAAUGAAUUACGAUACCUGGGGCUCUUCAAGCAACCCAGGCCCGAAUGCCCCGUUGAAUGACGGAUGUGGAAAUUCCACCCAAAAGACUGCCAGCGCCCUCGCAGCGGUAGAAAGUUGGACUAAGGCAGGCUUCCCGGCAUCUCAGAUAGUCCUCGGUGUGCCGUCAUAUGGGUAUAUAUCUCGAUCCAGCGCACAAACCCUCCACUCGCGCUCAUUACUACACACCACCACAACUCGACACUACUCUCGUAAUCGGCGUCCGAUCCAGGCCUCACCACCCACUGCACGGAGACUUUUAGAGUUGACGGAGUUGGGUCUUGGGACUCGGACCCGAGACUCUGCGCCUGCUGAUUCUGAAACAGUAUUGCAACAAGACGUACAUGAACAUCUCGUUGAUCCUGCGGAAGUCGACGAACAAGAGAUCUCGGAUGCUGCAGUUCAAGCAGACACAACAGCUGGGCCUGGUAGUACGUUGGUGACGAAUGAGGAUGGUGGAACGGAUAAUGGUCAAGUCCAAUUUCGGGACCUCGUCGGGCAAGGUGUCUUGCGUUACAUCCCCGCUUCCGAUGAAACGGAGUGGACUUUGGCGAACAUGAAUGAUACGACAUUGACGUUUGGUGGGCGGGAGAUUCAGAACUCGUUUACUGGGGCUCUUGGGUUCACGCGGCGUUGGGACCAUUGUUCGGGUACGCCGUAUCUGACGAGCGGUCCUGCGAGACAGGUCAUCACUUAUGAUGAUCCUCAAAGUCUGGAGAUGAAAGCGAUGUUUGCGAAGGAAGCUGGGUUGCUUGGAGUGAAUAUGUUUGAUGUCCACGGGGAUACCGACCAUUGGGACUUGACGGAUUCGCUUCGAAGAGGGUUGGGUCUGGAUUAGCUUUCAUUGUCGCCUUUCUCAAUACUUACACGCUUUGUUGCUUUGCACGUCACUCUGGGUAUGAUAAUGUGGAAUAAACGAAACCAAUUUAAUGGCUGUUUUAUUUGUCCUCCAGAAUGAGGUUUGUACAAUUGUCUAAAUGUCCAUUGUUCCAAUCCUAAACCGAGAAACUUUCCUCAGUCCAAAAAAAAAAGUCUAACAUUCUCU